AUGGAGAAUAUCAUUACACCUUCACCUUCAUCUUAUUCCAUCUCCCUUACCCAUGAUACCGAUUCCAGAAACUCCUCAAUUAUCCACAAACUUGAAUCUUGUAAAUCCUUAAAAGAACUCAAACAAAUCCAUUCCUACAUCAUCAAAACAUCUCCAACAUUACCACACCAAACCCAACAAUUGGUGUACACCACAAUCAUCUCUAUCUCUGCUAGAACAUCAAACCACGUUCCUGAUAUCACCUACAUCCACUCUCUUUUCAACAAACUCGAGAACCCAACAAUCGAUCUGUAUAACAUCGUCAUAAGAUCAUUCAAUCAUUCGAAUCAAAACCCUCUGUUCGCAUUGUUGUUUUACAGUGAUUUGCUUGUGAAAGGCUUGAUUGGGGAUAGUUUUACCUACCCUUAUGUCCUGAAGUCGUGCACACUUUCUUACGCGUUGAGAGAAGGCGAACAGAUACAUUCACACGUGAUUAAAAACGGGUUUGUGUUGAAUUUAUACGUUGUGAACACAUUGAUCAGUUUUUAUGGUGCUUGUGGUGCUAUGGAAAACGCCCAGAAGGUGUUCGAUGAAAGUCCUGAAAGAGACUUAGUGACUUGGACCACGUUGAUUCAAGGCUAUGUGAAAAGGGGUUGUUUAGAAAAAGGAAUGCAAGUGUUCUAUGAGAUGUGUGAAGCAGGUGUUAGAGCAGAUGAGAUGACAAUGGUGAUCUUGAUUUCAUCAUGUGCAAAGUUGAGAGACAUUAAUCUUGGUAUAAAAUUACAUAAAUAUAUCUAUGAUCAUGAUCUGAAUUUCGAUGUCUACAUAUGUAAUGCUUUAGUUGAUAUGUAUCUCAAAUGUGGUAAUCCAACUUUAGCCAUUAAACUCUUCAACAAAAUGCCUUUGAAAAACAUUGUUUCUUGGAACUCGAUAAUACUAGGACUAAUUCAACAAGGAAAGUUCAAGAUUGCAAUGAAUGUUUUCAAAAAGAUGCAAAGUCAAAAAGUCAAACCUGACAAUAUCACUCUAGUUGGUGUUCUCAAUUGUUGUGCUAAUUUAGGAACACUCAAACAAGGUAAAUGGGUACAUUCUUACAUCAACAAAAACGGGAUUAAAACAGAUGGAUUUAUAGGAAACGCACUUUUAGAUAUGUACACAAAAUGUGGAGACAUAAAGAAAGCCACUUAUGUUUUCAACCAUAUGAAACAUAAAGAUGUUUAUACAUACACAAACAUGAUACUUGGGUUUGCAAUACAUGGAGAAGGACAAAAGGCAUUAAAACUUUUCUCUGAGAUGCCUAAAAUAGGAAUAACACCAAAUGAUGUAACAUAUUUAGCUGUUCUAAUGGCUUGCGCACAUUGUGGAUUUGUAAAAGAAGGAUUCAAUCAUUUUGUUAACAUGUUAAAAGUCCACAAUAUUAAACCUCAAAAAGAGCAUUAUGGGUGUAUGGUUGACCUUUUAGGUCGUGCUGGAUUGUUAAGUGAAGCUGAGGAUUUUAUACGAAAUAUGAAUAUAGAACCUGAUGGUUUAAUUUGGGGGGCAUUACUAGCGGCGUGUGGGACCCACAAGAAUGUUGAGAUUGGAAAAAGGGUGAUGGAAAAAGUGGAUAAGAUGAUGGAUAAAGAUAAAGAUAAAGAUGGUGCUUUUAUACUUAUGUCGAAUUUGUAUUCAUCUGAAAACAGAUUUAGGGAUGCGUUUAAGUUGAGAAAGAUUAUGAAAGAAAGGAAGAUCAAGAAGAGUCCAGGUUGUAGUUCGAUUGAAGUUGAUGACGUGGCAUAUGAAUUCAGAAAAGGGGAUAAAUCCCACCAACAAACGAAAGAGAUAUAUAUGUUGCUUGAUAUAAUGGGAAAACAUUUAAAGAAUAAUGACCAGAUAAUAAUCUAA
Molecule: messenger RNA, 1863 nt
Organism: Lactuca virosa
Lineage: Eukaryota; Viridiplantae; Streptophyta; Magnoliopsida; Asterales; Asteraceae
Source: the annotation of a GenBank genome assembly